This is a messenger RNA of Rhododendron vialii, 1797 nucleotides long. RefSeq names its product protein NLP7-like. The record is from RefSeq and is a predicted model, not a curated record. Bases 490 to 1767 code for a protein of 425 amino acids. The transcript is spliced from 4 exons. NCBI's taxonomy places the organism in Eukaryota, Viridiplantae, Streptophyta, Magnoliopsida, Ericales, Ericaceae. Gene Ontology annotation, molecular function: DNA-binding transcription factor activity.
UGAGAGGAGCUCUCGUUUCUGGUUUUGAGGAUUUCUCUGCAAAAUUGAACAAGAUGCCGGAGUACUCCGGCUUUCAACGAGACAAAGAAGAUUUCCUUCCCGAUUUCAAAGAGUACAUGGAGAGGAAUGAACUCAAAUCUUCUCGACUGAAGAUUUCUGAACACCCUGGCUAUAAGUCUCAUUGGUCAAAGUGCAAUCGGAAAGGCGUUGUAUGGGUUUUCUGGAACCUACAAGACCACGACCUUCCUCUCUCUUACGAUCAAUCUGUGGACUCUAUUCCCGAUGUUUGUGCGAGUACAGAAGUUAGACUAGAUAUCAGACAUGCUGUCCAUAAAUUGGUAUUGUACCCGGAACUUAGCGAGGCCCUAGUUCAAUUUUGGGCACCCACAAGAACAUUGGGGGGGGCGGACUUUGCUUACACCUCAAAACCAACCUUUUGCUUUUGGUUAUACCACUAAUAUACUGAGAUCGUGGCUUUGUGACUAUAGGAUGGGGAUGUGUAGGGAGUAUAAUAAUAAGUUCUACGCAGAUGCAGAGAGUGGAGAAGAUCAACUUGGGCUUCCUGGCCGUGUCUUCCUCAAUCAACUCCCCGAAUACACCCCGCAUGUGGGGCAUUACACUCUCAAAGAGUAUCCACAACUCGACCUUGCUUUACGCUGUGGCAUUUAUGCAUCUUGGGCUCUGCCGGUGUUUGAACAUUUUUGCCACACCUGUGUUGGUGUACUUGAGAUAGUCUGUCAAUAUAGUGCAACUUUUUAUGAUGAAAAUUUUCUCAGCCGAAUGUAUGAUAUUUUUCAGGAGUUUGGUCUGCGAUGUUUUGAUGGAUAUAAACACUGCAAAAUGCAAGAACUCAAGAUGGUGUAUGAAUCUGUGUGUAAAAUUCAUAACCUCCCUUUGGCUUUGACAUGGGUCUACUGCCGUUCUUGCAACGAUUUACUGCAAAGCCAAUUCCAAUGCACAGUUCUUGAAUAUCUUGACAAAAACGAUUUUGACUUAAGUUCUUGGAUACUUUUGAGUUUCGUAAGAAUAAUUAAAUUUUUGCACUUAAGAAAGGGGCACAUUACUGGGAGGAUACUUCCAUUUCCUAACUUGUUAUACUGCUCGGACAUAAAGCAAUUCAGCAUAGCUGAGUCCCCCUUGGUACCCUAUGCCCGAUUGUGCAAAUUAAGUGGUUGGUUCACAAUGUGCUUGCAAAGUGGUUACACUGGAGAUGAAUUAUACGUGCUAGAGUUCUUUUUGCCCGAAAGCGACGAAAACGAUGAGAACAUAUUGACCAAAUUGAGGUUGAUAUUGGGAACGAUGGUGGAACAUUUCAAAACUUUUAAGCUUGCCUCUGGGCAAGGAUUGGGAGAAGCAUUAUCUGUUGAAGUUAUCGACUUUCAAAAUGGUCAGAAAAGUCAUUCCAUUCAAAUGAUCCCAGCUACUGGAUGUAUUCCUAGUCUUGAACUCUUACAGGAUGGAGGAGUAAUGUUGCAGCAAGAUCAACAGGAACAGCCAUCAAUAGAUGUCAUAAACAGUGCACAAAACUACAAUUUGCCUUUUAUUGAUUCCUUGCAGAAUGGAAAAGUGACAAAGCAAGUAGAUUCAUCUGAUCAGCAGUCAAUGAAUCCUUCGAACAAGGGACAGAAUGUUAUCACUGCAGAACGAAACAUCCUUGUGGUAUCUAGUUCAAAAAAAGGUAAAAGAAGACUCAAGAUGAGGAACAUAAAAAAGCUGGAGUUAGAAUUGAAGUUUCUGUGGAGGAGAUCCUUAAAUGUUCGAAGAUGAGGCGUGAAGAUGCUGGAAAGGAGCUCAAAG